Molecule: messenger RNA, 369 nt
Organism: Balaenoptera acutorostrata (minke whale)
Lineage: Eukaryota; Metazoa; Chordata; Mammalia; Artiodactyla; Balaenopteridae
Product: pterin-4-alpha-carbinolamine dehydratase 2-like
Exons: 1
Coding region: 1-270 (89 amino acids)
Biological process (GO): tetrahydrobiopterin biosynthetic process
Molecular function (GO): 4-alpha-hydroxytetrahydrobiopterin dehydratase activity
Source: RefSeq, a predicted model, not a curated record
AUGUCAGCAGAUGCUCACUGGUGGACCGCAGAGGAGAGGAACCGAGUUAUGCUUGACCUGAAAGCAGCGGGAUGGUUGGAAUUAAGUGAGAGAGAUGCCAUCUACAAAGAGUUCUCUUUCAAAAAUUUUAAUCAGGCAUUUGGCUUUAUGUCCCGAGUUGCCCUGCAAGCAGAGAAGAUGAAUCAACACCUGGAGUGGUUCAAUGGGUACAGCAAGGUCCAGAUGACUCUAACAUCGCAUGACUGUGGAGUGCUGACCAAAAGAAUGUGAAACUGCCCAAGUGUAUUGAAAAAGCAGCAGCUUCUGUGUGAUUUCUUCCAAAACGCAAGUAAAAUCUUAUAUGCACAUCUAGCUCCAAUGUAUUUUGAA